This is a messenger RNA of Oryzias latipes (Japanese medaka), 1070 nucleotides long. Its product is annotated as THAP domain-containing protein 5. The record is from RefSeq and is a predicted model, not a curated record. Gene Ontology annotation, cellular component: nucleus. NCBI's taxonomy places the organism in Eukaryota, Metazoa, Chordata, Actinopteri, Beloniformes, Adrianichthyidae.
AGACCGGAAGUGCUCAUUUUCACGCUGUUCUGCGUUCUCAGAACUGUGGCAGUCCGUUGGAGGUGUUUUCAUGUCGCUUCCGCUCAGACAUGCCUCGCUACUGCGCCGUCAAAGGUUGCAGAAACCGAGGAGGAACUUCGUCCAGACAAGAACACAAGAGAAUUAGCUUUUACCCGUUUCCCUUACAAGACAAACCGCGGCUCCACAAAUGGGUGGCAAACAUGAACCGGAGAGGCUGGACGCCAAGUCGACAUCAGUAUCUGUGCAGUGAACAUUUCACACAGAGCUGCUUUGACAUCCGAUGGGGAAUCCGUUAUCUGAAGCAAACAGCCGUCCCCACCAUUUUUCCUGCUGACAAUAAUGACGGUGAGAAAGACUUCUGUUUAAGCAAGCAAAGCCCCAUGAUCACAUCCAGCGCCUCAGAGGUUGGAGUUGAGCCUAAAGAAGCUUCUUAUUACAGCAGCAAACCUCUGAUUUUGAGGAAUUCAUGGAGAGCAGCUCAAAGAAAUGCAAGACAGGAUGCUGCAGAAGCUUCAAAGACAGGAGGGCUCCCUCUUGUGGUCGGCACCGGUAUUGUUUUUCUAACAGAGAUUCCAGAGCCUGGAGUCUGUGAUGAUGGGAUGGUUGCAGGAUCCGAUCUUAAACAGCAUCCUCUUGACAGACUUCAUACCAAAGCGCAGCUGGACUCUGCCGUAGCCGAGCUUUGUUGCGACGCCUCCGCACUAACAGACACGGCUGACCCCCAAACGGCGCCGGGUCAAACAUUUUUAGAGGAAAAUUCAACGGCGAGGGAGUCCUCAGGCGGAGGCCGCGCUUCGGCGGAUGAGCACUCCUACUGCAGAGCGGAGGACACGAAUAGAGAUCAGCUGUGGUGCAAAGUCUUGUGUCUGAACGCCAAAAUCAUGGAGCUGGACCGCAGGGAGCAGAACACGGUGGCAAAAAUCCAGGCGCUGGAGACGGAGAUCGCUCUGCUGCAGAGGGACGCCGACAGACGGCUUUAGAAGAUGUUCACACAAACGUUCGCUCAGAAUUUCCUGUUAUGUAAAAUAAAAAACAACUGUGGAAAAGAC